Messenger RNA from Brienomyrus brachyistius, 8669 nucleotides. RefSeq names its product FERM and PDZ domain-containing protein 1 (gene frmpd1a). Gene Ontology annotation, cellular component: cytoskeleton. The record is from RefSeq and is a predicted model, not a curated record. Lineage: Eukaryota; Metazoa; Chordata; Actinopteri; Osteoglossiformes; Mormyridae. Bases 1963 to 6630 code for a protein of 1555 amino acids. Gene Ontology annotation, molecular function: protein binding. The transcript is spliced from 17 exons.
UUUUUUUUUAGCAAAAAGAAAACCGCAAAAGCAUGAAAAAAAAAAAAGCCGAUAUAUGGACACUCUGCUUUACGAUCCUUGGCGUUAAUAUUCUGGGGGCUCGCAGUGCUGAUCAGUGGUGCUAAUCACUGUUUUUUAGUCUCUGUGAAAACCGAUUGCCAGCCCAGAUUUAAUCAUGAUUUAAAAACGCGUCAGGGGGGGCUAUGUAGCACUGAAUAACCACUGAAUACCAGUAUUAUGUUCUCCUUGUACCUGUGGCUAAGAACUUGUCAUGGGGGAGGGGGCGGCGAUGGUAAGCUCUAGACGUACCACCGUUAUGUCCCGCAUUUACAUACACUGAUAGCCUAACUUUGCAUACCGUAGGAGGAUAUAAAAAUAACUUAUUUCUGCAUGAGACACGGGCUGCGAUGCUGAACUGAAAGCCACAUCGUGUACUUCCAAUACCUUGCGUUUUGUGUACCUAUACCUAUUUUCCUGACGAGGAUGAUAAUCCGCAGUUUGACUGUCAGAUACCGACUGAUGUUAGACUUAUCGCACAAAGUCGAUCACGUGCCCCUGAAACGCGUCAUGCGCGUUACAUUGGAAGAGCCUUUGUUGCCAUGACGAUGCUGUACAUCAGGCGGCUGGCCCUUUCCAGUUCUCUCGUCAGGCUCAGAAGCAGGAGAGCCUGCUUGAGACCCGUGUCACAAAUCAGAGUAUGGAGCAGAAGAUGCUGCUGCGUCCACUCUGACGCUGAUCCUGGUUGCUAUGGUGACACUGCAGCGGGACCCAGAGCCCGCUAGGGGAGUGGCCUGUCAGACCUGAGGUUGGAGGUGUGGCCUAGGGCCCUCCAGGACGUACAUCCGCACAGGUGAGGCCGUGUGUCCAUCUUACCAGCCGCUAGGGGUGUAAAAGGAGGCCUGGGAUUUUGGUUAGUGAUUCUCAAGGCAUCGUGAGUUAGGAUUCUCUUUCAAAUGCCAAGGAAACUCCAUACAGUACAACUCUGCGGUGAGCAAUAGAAUGUCUUACAAAAUCCAGAGGAUCACAGUACCUUAUUCUGCGAAGUAUUCCUGUUCAUACGACCACUACAGGCCCAUGUUAAAAGACAGCCUGCAAUUCAUCCGUCUGUCCACCAGGUGUCUCCCUGCCGCAUGUUACUGACACGUUAAUUACACAGUCAAGGGACAGAAUCAUGGUGGUCAGACAUUCGGUACAAGUCUGAAUGACUUUAAUCACUACGAGUUAAUACACUUAUACAAAGCGGAAUCAUAUAUGGUUUGUUGAAGAAAAGCAAGCGGAUCAAAAAAAAGCAAAAAUAUUACAUUAAUACACGAGUCAUGUUCUGAUGAGUGUCGGCCGGCGAUGUUAUUCACGUCUAAUGAAUAUUCCAAAAACUAACAUGAUUAUGACUUAAGUGUUUUUUUUCAUCGGUUUACGUCUUCAAUGGCCUCUGGUGUUCCCACCAAAAAUCGCUGCUAAAUCGAGUAGUCAGUCCAUCGUAAAAAAAAAAACAAAAAAAAGAAAAAUCGACUUGUAACACAAGUUCGUCAACAGGUGGCGACACUUCCAUUUAUCUUCACACAGCGUUGGAAGCAAUUUAAUCUAGCUUUACGUAUUUUUAUCAAUUACCACUGAGAUGUUGGCACAGCAAUGUUAAACGUGAAUUCCCUUUGAUCGGUAGGUAAGUGUACAGUCCGAUAGGUGAGCAUCGGGGGGGUGGGGGGAUGAGGCAGAGAUGUUAAGCUGAAAGCAGAUUAGAGGGACUCGUAGUUGCACGUCCUACUGCACCCUCCACACGCAUCAUUUCGGACCGGCGCUUCACUCGCAUCCACCCAUCAUCUCUCCGGCUGCACAACCUCGAUCUGGGACUUUCGGCGUCAGAGGCUGUUGUGAUUGGUUGAAAAUGAAGACCUGACAUCUUUAUUCGCCAUGUCAUCACUGAGCGGUUUGGGCGUCCUGAACCAGAAGCCUGCAUUGAGCUAGAUGGAGCCGGCGGAGAGAAGCAGGUCUCCGUCCCGCAGGACCAGCCGUGUGGAGCAGGUGGUUGGCCGAUGGCUCCGGCGUAGCCGGGAAUCUGGCAGCAGGGAGCGGAUUCUGGGCGAUGGCGCGUCUGGGGAUCCCGCCAACGCGGACCUGAGGAGCCGCCCCAUCCGUGUGAUGCUGCAGGUCGCACGAGACCCUGCGCUGGGCUCGCAUGGAUUCAGCCUGUCCACGCAGAUGCCACUGCUGGUGCAGGAGGUCACGGCAGGGGGACCAGCAGAGGGGAUGCUUGUUCCUGGCGACCAGGUGCUGCGGAUCAACGACAUCUCCACGGAGGACCUGUCUGCAGUGCAGGCUGCUGACAUCCUCAGGGAGUCACGUGCGGCAGUAACCGUGACGAUCCUCCGCCACACCUUGGGACCGAAGUCGUCCUUCAUCACGGAGGAGAAGAGGGCGCGUUUGAAGACCAACCCAGUGAAGGUGCACUUCGCGGAGGAAGUGGUGGUCAACGGACACUGUCAGGGAAACUCGCUGCUCUUCCUGCCAAACGUGCUGAAGGUGUACUUGGAGAAUGGCCAGACCAAGGCCUUCAAGUUUGACACUAAAACCACUGUGAAGGACAUAGUGCUGACCCUGAAGGAGAAGCUGUCCAUUCUCUGCAUUGAGUACUUCACCUUGGUGCUGGAGCAGCAGUACAGCGUCACCAAGCUGCUUUUGUUGCACGACGAUGAGCUUGUCGAGCAGGUGGUGCAAAAGAGGGAGGCCCAUGACUACCGCUGCAUGUUCCGGGUCUGCUUCACGCCCAGGGACCCCCUGGAUGUCCUGCAGGAGGACCCCGUGGCCUUCGAGUACCUCUACCUGCAGAGCGUCGCUGACGUGCUGCAGGAGCGCUUCGCCGUGGAGAUGAAAUGCAGCAUGGCCCUGCGGCUGGCGGCGCUGCACGUGCGGGAGAGGCUGCUCAGCUGCGGGCAGACGCAGAAGGCGUCGCUGAAGAGUGUCACCAAGAGCUGGGGCAUCGAGAACCUCGUCUCUCCGACUCUGCUGAAGAACAUGAAGGAGAAGGACCUACUGAAGGCCUUGAGCUACAACCUGAAGAAGAGCCAGGCUCAGGAACCCAGGCAUAAGGUGACGUCGGUGACUGAGGCGCGGUUGAGCUACCUGAGGGAGCUGGCGGAGCUCAAGUGCUUCGGGGCGAAAUCCUUCACAGCCACCAUGAUGCUGCAGGACAGGGAUUCCACGGUGACCCUGCUGGUGGGGGCUAAGUAUGGAAUUAGCCAGGUGAUCAACCACAAGCACAGCAUCAUGACCAGGCUGAGCGAGUUUGGCAGCAUCAGCCGCCUGGAGCUGUUGCCCGAGUCCGACAAGGUCAGCCUGGUAAAGAUCUACCUGCAGGAGAUCAAGUCUGGUAUGCAAUGGCUUCUGUUCGGUCUUGAGCCCAUUACCCUCAUGCUGGAGUGCCAGGCUGCCAAAGACCUGUCCUGCCUGGUGGCGGGGUACUGCAAGCUGCUCGUAGACCCAACGCUGACCGUGUUCCCCUGGACAGAGCAGGCGAAGGAGCAUCGCAUUUCGGCUGAGGAAGGGUACGUGUCCCGGGGCUGCAGUGACUCGGAAGAGUCUUCUGAGCUGGACAACUUCAUCUCUCUGGUCAGCCCCCACCUCUCCACUGGGUCGGCUGCCACAUGCGUGUCGGCAGGGGAGAAGCAGAGGAAGAGGAAGAUGGGAAGGGGAGGAGGAGAGGAGGUGGGGGCAGAAGAGGAAGGCGAGAGGGGGGUAGCCGAGAGCGGAGAAGCAGAGGGGCAGAAGGGCGAUGGAGACACUGGUGAGGAGGGGGCAUCCGAGGUCGGCGACUCCUGCUGCACCGAGUCGCGGUUCGUCAGCAGUUGCUCUAGCGACUCCCUGGAUGCCCUAGAAGAAGAUGACUUCAUCACCUGUUCCUCCAGCCACCCCAUAGACCUGGAAGCUUCCUACCCCUACUCGUCAAGCCCACCUGCACAACACGAUCCAGGUGGGGGUCAGGAAGCUGCUGGCUGCACCACCGACUCGCACCUGGCUGACGGCUGUAACAUCGCCGACCCAACAUUGCGCUUCGCUGAGCUCUCCCGCAUGGCUCAGUGGCUCCCCAGCCCCCCGGAAGCAAGUGAGGAAGAGGAGUGCAUGUUCACCUUCGAGGAGAAAGACGCCCGUCCCUAUUAUAACAUCUGCUGCAACGUCACCCCCGACAGUGCCUGCAGCUUGCCCAAACCAGUGCGUGAGCACCCCCUGGAGGGGGGACAGUACAUGCCUCUGAACCCGGAGCCCCUGCCCAUCUUUCACCCACCGCCUGGCUUUGAAGACAGCAGCUCGGAGGAAGAAUUUUUUGAUGCACGUGACAGAUUAAGUUCACCCGAGUUUACCUACGGCAGAGAGCCGACCACAGAUGGAAAAUCAAGAAUGUCAAGUCUGACUAAUGUUGGCUUUGCCGUGGCAGAACCGCUGAUGAAUAAGGAACGAGAGAUGGUUUCGAGGCUCGGGAAGAAAUCCCGCAAGCGUCGCUCCUUCGUGGCUUCCGAGUACACCUCCCAGGUGUCCUUCCCCAGUCAUGAUAGGGAUUCCAGAGAUGAGGACAUGGCUUGUUGUUUCGACACCAAACCGCCGACCGAAAAUUUCGGCCUCACCUUCUCCUCCUUGACCAGUGAGGAGGGAGAUUCUGCCCAGUUGGAGUCCAAACCCAUCCCUGUCUCUGCCUCCUGGGGCAGCUAUAGUCAAGAGAAAGUGUCCAAGAACAAGCAACUGUCCUCAAGCCUAUUAGAGAUGGAGCCAGAUACCAUGGAGUUCAAGUCGGUGACAGAGCUAAUCGCGGCAGCUUCCCCCGUCAUCCUGGCAGUGCGCUGCCGUCUCGGGCCGGAGGGCAAAGAGAGUUGCAAGCAGCCUGAGAUUGGGGACUGUGCCACGAACCAUUAUGAUGCACCUUUCCCACAUCACAGGUUCCUCUUGGAGAAAGAUGGGGAAGCCAACCACUGUAAGGACUCAUCAAGCAUCUCUACAACAGUCAAAGGCAGGACAGAAGAAAAUGGCAUCACCACCGUCACCGGAGAAGCACAGGCGCAAAAAACAGAUCCACUUUCUCACCUGAGCAAAGGAAGAGAGAUCCUGCAGCUAAGUCCAGUAUCUGAGGUUCCUCUAGUCCAGUUACUGUGCCCUGUACCUUCACUACACACAGAAACAUCAACGUUUCACAUGCCUAUUGUUGAAGAUGUGGAGGAGUCUAGUAAUGACGACCUUGAUGCAGACGCUCACUUCACCGCACAGGAUCACAGUGGAAGCCUGGCUCUAGCCAUUCAGACAAGUUUCUCUCACAGCUUUGAGAGUCUUCUGGAUAUAACAACUGAGGAGGCUGUUGGUUCCACUUCCAGUGCUCUCAAGGAAACUGGAGUCAUUCCCCUGGAGCCAGGUGCUUUCAAUCUUCACGGCUGCACCACAGGGUUAGUCAGCCGUUUGUCCACUACUACUCUGCGGGGUAAGAUCCAGAUGCUGCCAUGGCUCCUGUCGAGGUCCCAAGAGGCUCCCGGCCACAACGCCGCAGAGGUAGAGGCUGUUGGGCUGGAGGGAGUUACAGGCUUGGAAUACACAGAUGGAGAAUCGGAUGACACCAUAGUUACAGAGCUGGUGAACUGCAUCAGAGUCAGUCCAGAUCAUUUGGAUGACUGGAAUUCAGACUUGUGCUUUUCAAAAAGAGAAGCUCCACUCUUUCACUGUACGGAAACUACAGUGCCGUCAGGAGAUCAGUCACCUGGGAAAGUACCAGCUCAGGACACUGACCCAACCCCUGAGGUUACUGAGCGAUGUGACUCCGUGGGACCCGAGUCGUAUGUCCGUUCCUGCCCCCAGGAUAAGGAUGCUUUGGAUUGCAGUCCAGCAUCUGUGUUGGGGUGUCCCUCCAUGCUGGAGGAGCACCAGGCGCAAGUGGCUUGUGGCUGCCAAGCCAUCUACACCAAUUGCUUCAACAGUAUGCUGGACAAGAACAGAUUUGACGGGGACUUGACGGUUUACGAGUUCUCUCGUCGAACACAAGGGAUGGAAGGAGCGCCCCUAAUAGACACCCCACCGUUCUCGUGGUCAGCUCCUCCACCUCCCAUGGAUCUGAAUCCCUUGUCGGCUCCACUGGAGGACAUCCUUAACCAGUUGCGAAACCGCCGUUACCGGACCCCUGAUGGGUUCUCCUCAUUGCAGCAGGACUUGGUUGUGCUAUUGACCCUACUGAAGGAGGCACAACUAGAUCGAGGGCACCAUCACCAGGAGACAUGCGCGCUGCACUUUUCUGAGGACAAACGGCUGCUCCGCGCCGAGGCGCGCAAGCUGAUGUCGCUGUGCCAGCGGGUCAUCCGGGUGGGCCAGACGCCCGAGGAGAUGCUGCUGGCCUUGGCGGAGAGCUUCCGUACCCUCGUGCAGCUGGCCAGCGUCUGCCUCUGGUUCUCCAGCUGCGGCUUGUGCCAGAGGCGCCACGCCGAGGUCCUGCGCAGCCUGACGGACAUCACCGGGACUUACGAGGAGUUCUCCCAGCUAGCGGAGCGGGCCAGCGGCCGGAAGAGCUGCCAUGACAUCGUCAUCAAGCUUUUAGCGCGGCAGUGCACCACGCUCACCGCCUCCAUCUUCUGCCUCACCCAGCUCUUCCGCACCCUCGCAGACCUUUGACCUGACCUCCAAUCGGAACUCGGGAUGUUCACCUGUGACGUCCAGAGGUGCCUGGCACAGUGAGGCCGGCCUGGGGAUUUGCGGUCGAUGGCGUCUGUGAGCAGUGCUUACAAGUAGCUAUACAAAUGCUACCACAUCCACUCAGGACAUGUGACUGAUUCCAGGGACCACACCUAGCAGGUCUGAGUGCAUUGUUGCUAGAUUUAAAGCGGGUAUGCUUGAGAUUUCCAUGUAUAUAUGUCUGUGCGUACCAUAUAGCUCCUGUAUUUAUAUAAUUUAUUUCCCACGUUAUUUGCUUGUUUUCUUAAGUCAAAACAUGGAUAGUUUCUAAAACCUAGGAAUCGUAUGGAGUCUGUGAUAUAGUCUGGCUUUCAACGAGAUCAGCGUUGGCCCGUUUCUGCAUCACAAUACCUCCAGAUCGAGCCAUCCAUGCUGUCCAUGCGUGGAAUCCGAUCCCUAGAAUGCUAAUGCAGAUAAAGAAUAGUACCACUAACCUAAGCCUAUUUAUUGGAAGAAAAGGAAUUUUAUUGUCGCGGCCCAAAGCUGUAUGUAAUGGUACGUUCUGUGCAAGACAGACACUUUAAUGUGGUUAGUAAAUCGACACAGCAGUUCCUCGGUCGUCGAUCGGGGGAGUUACAGGCAUGACGUGAAUGUAUUCCUCUUUGAAAUGAGUGACUGACACCAAAAUAUAUUCAGGUACUGUGGCCGUACGUCUCAUUAUCAGAAUGAUUUUUUUUUGUCAUUAACCCAACUUUGCAAAUUGGAAAAAAAAAGCGCAAGAAACUGAUGCACAGUAGCGUCAGCUUUCACAUUAUUUGUGUUGCCUUAACCUGUUAAUUUUUACUUGAAUGCAUAAUUAAAUGCAUACUACAAAAUCGGCGACACGGCACAACGGGACACAAAGCUGACCUCAUGAAGAACGGAGGAAAACUGUCACUUUGACAGCGAUGUAAAUGGGGUGCGUGUGAGGGCGAUGACAGGGGUCCUGGUGUCAGCUGUGCUUAGGAAGUAUGGAAUGUACAAGGAUGAGGGGGUGCUGGAGUGGACUGAAAUCGCAGUAAGCGACGACUCCGGUGACACUACAAUGGUACCUUCCAAAACAAAACCUUUCCUCCCCUGCUAAGUCGAAUGGUAGUGUCUGUCCAGGCCUAAUUAAUCCAACCUGAAUUGUGUGAAGGCACAGCACGGACGAUUUUGAGUCCUGUAGGGUGCUACACACGAUGAUGGGAUGCAUGAUGAACUUGCACUAGAGAGUUGUGCCUUGAGCAUUUGUUUUCACAGUAUAAAAGCACAAGAUGUUGCCACGCGGUUGAUCUGAUGGUGCUUUUCUCGUAGUAGUUCGGGUGCACAGAUCUGCCUCAAGCUGCCAGCUGAAUUCCCUGCAUGUACGAAUCCACGUUAAGGUGUUCAACCUCGACGCUGUGUUAGUCCCACUCAGAACCCUCCCUGGGCUAAAAUGAGCCAAUGGAAUCCUACUCCUUAGCCAACACUUGGGCUUGUUUUAUAAAGCAUUUUUUUGUUCAGGGUGGGCUAAAUGAAAUUGCUGAGUGUAACCUGAGCGGUGAUGAAAGGCUGUUUGUUUUAGCUGAACACACAAUGCCACAGAGAGAGGAAUGGAGGUCUGAAACACUCAAGCUAAAGAAGAGUGUGGUUAUAUGUAGGAUGUCGGUGGGCUCUCCAGUGACCCCUGCUCGGUACUGAAAAUUAACACUGCAAUGUGAAAUUACAAAUAAAUUAAAAUUUCCAAUACGAACAAUGUAAUAACUGAUAAUCUUAAAGCAUUUGCAUAUUUUAUACCCACACAAAAGUUCUCUCAAAAAAAAUAAAUAAAAUGAACCCCACAUUAUUUACAGUCACAGAGUGCUCAACCUCUGUUGUAAUGCAGUAUAUUGCUUUUAUUUGACCACGAAUAAUGCCUGUAACAUAUUUUGCCCAUUUUGAGUAAAACCUUUAAUCUCAUUCCACAAGGCAACAACAGAAAGUCUCAUUUCUUAAGAAAAUGUAUCCAUUACAAAAAAAUAAAAAAUAAAAAUUCAAAA